This is a messenger RNA of Abrus precatorius (Indian licorice), 1685 nucleotides long. Its product is annotated as TLD domain-containing protein 2. NCBI's taxonomy places the organism in Eukaryota, Viridiplantae, Streptophyta, Magnoliopsida, Fabales, Fabaceae. Bases 347 to 1459 code for a protein of 370 amino acids. The record is from RefSeq and is a predicted model, not a curated record. The transcript is spliced from 8 exons.
CUCUGGUUCCGUAGACCAGCGCCUUAUCCAUUGGGCCAUGGAGUCUGGAUAAUUUUAUCAUUCCGAUAUAUUUAUACUUAAUCGUUAUCACCGAUCAAAUAGUUUAUUUGCUUUGGUCUUGAUCAUGGCGUGCUGGACAAUGCAAUUCUAUGCUGAGGGACCAAGUCAAGCUCUAUGGCCUUCAGGGUCAGCAUCUUCCUAGUUUGGUGACACGAUAAUCUGCAAGCUGUGGCGCACCGCAAAAGAACACCAUUACUUAGUUGUAUUGUCUCUGGAGUGUGCCGGAGAACCAGGGAAAAAAUGCUAUGUUUCUGAAGAUUACAGGCUUCGAGUUCCAAAAGUAGAAAUGGGAAAGAAGCAAUCUUUGCGUAGCAAAGCCACCCACCUUGUAUCUGUCCUUCUCAACCCCAUCUCUGAUUCCGACGCCAACAGUAAUAAACCCUCCAAACACCCUCUACCGACACCACCACCUCCUAACGGAGAAGUAGGUGAAUCAGAAAUAACUGAUGAAGAGGGUAGCCACGAUUUAGUUGAUGGGCCUGACACUUCAUCCUUCACUGCGUUCCUCUAUUCUUUUUUGUCUUCCUCUGACACUGGAGAUAAUGCAAACGCUCAUGGGCAUAAUUAUGAUAAAGCUGCACCUGAUAACAACCCUUUACCAGACUCAUCCCUGAAGGAAAAUGGUGGGAAGAAAAGUUUGCUUUCUAGGAGCAAGCAAUCGGUUGGUAGAGCCAUUCGCCAAGCUGCGAGAAUGGGUGGAUUUCGCCAUCAAGAUCGCAAGGAUAAUCUUCAAAUGAAAUUUGAUGAUGGAAAUGGUGUUGAGAUGAGGCCUAUUGAACCUGUUCAAGAGACUGUGCCUGUUCCUUUGGUUGAUCUGCCGGAAAUUUCUGAACCCUCAGCUCUCCUCUCUGACAGUAUAAGAAAUGUUCUCUACGCUUCUCUUCCAUCACUUAUGCACGGAAGGAAAUGGCUGUUGCUAUACAGCACUUGGAGGCAUGGUAUAUCACUUUCAACUCUGUACCGAAGAAGCAUGCUUUGGCCUGGAUUGAGUUUGCUGGUUGUUGGAGACCGAAAAGGGGCAGUAUUUGGUGGCUUGGUUGAAGCACCUCUCAGAUCAUCCAAUAAGAAAAAAUACCAGGGAACAAACAAUUCAUAUGUUUUCACAAAUACCUCUGGUCAUCCUGUUAUAUAUCGUCCAACAGGAGUAAACCGCUAUUUCACACUCUGCAACACUGAUUACUUAGCAAUUGGUGGGGGAGGUCAUUUUGCUCUUUAUUUGGAUGGUGAUCUAUUGAAUGGCUCAAGUUCGGUCUCAGAAACUUAUGGUAAUCCUUGCCUUGCAAAUUCUGAAGACUUUGAAGUGAAGGAAGUAGAGUUGUGGGGCUUUGUAUAUGCUUCAAAGUAUGAGGAAAUACUGGCAUUAAGCAGAACAGAAGAACCCGGGAUCUGCCGUUGGUAAAUAUUGAUGUGAAUGAAAAAUGGCUUGCUGUUGGAAUUUCAUUGAAUGGUUACUUCCCCUCUCGUGAAGUGAGCAAUGCGAAGUUCAUAUGCAAUUUAAUGGAGACAUUUUAUGUAUCCACUUAUGUUUUGACGUAGUAACUAACAACAAUGUAAAUAUUUACCAAGCCUGUAUAUAUUGAGCCCGUGCACGUGAAAUAAAUAAAUAAAUAAAACUACAAAUUUUG